Molecule: messenger RNA, 10695 nt
Organism: Acipenser ruthenus (sterlet)
Lineage: Eukaryota; Metazoa; Chordata; Actinopteri; Acipenseriformes; Acipenseridae
Product: proline-rich transmembrane protein 2-like
Exons: 4
Coding region: 1154-2047 (297 amino acids)
Cellular component (GO): membrane
Source: RefSeq, a predicted model, not a curated record
CAGUUGAUGCAUAUUUAAACAGAUCGCUGAGAGGGGGAGGGAUGGAAGGAAGAGAAGAAGGAGGGAGUGUGAGGAGAGGUGGGGUGAAGGAGGAAUCACCGCAUCAGCAGAUUGUGCACGAGCCGAGGAACACGCCUUGACAUCUCGCUUUUAUUUUCACUCUCCGAUUUUCCCCUCAAAAUGAUCACAGCGCCUUCUCCUUGUGCUUCUUCCUGAAGAAUACCUACAGGACAAGACAUUCGAUAUAUUUCUAUUAACACAUUCAAUACCAAUAUCGAGGAAUAGCGUUUUCACUGGAUAUUUAGAAGACUACCAAAAGAAAAAAAAAAUAUUGACUGGAAAAAAAGAUUUCUAUUUAAAUACGACACUUCAAAAAAGGAAGUCCUGCCCCCCUUCUGUACUUGACCUUUGACCCUGCCCACCCCCCUUAGAGGUGAGAGAGAUGACUGAUAAAAUGGAAGACUAAGACCAAGAGAAAACAGAGAGAAAAAAACUACAGAAACGACGGAAAGGAGGGGAAAAACUACAACACAACUGCCAACUUACAAAAAAACAGCUGAAAAAGAAAACUAUUAAAGGAGCGAUUGAAACCAAGAGAAAGGAUUGAUAAGAACUGAAUAGAAGAAAGAAAGAAAGAAAGAAAGAAAGAAAGAAAGAAAGAAAGAAAGAAAGAAAAUCAUACACACUUAUACUGCAAAUACAAAUUGAUCUUUCAACCUGUAGCACAACAACCGGGCUGGGCAGAUAGUAUUAUUAUUAUUAUUAUUAUUAUUAUUAUUAUUAUUAUUAUUAUUAUUAUUAUUAUUAUUAUUACUACAAGCACUGGAAAUAAUAAAACUGCAACCCGUUAAAACCUGCUAAACGAACUACCCGCAAAUUUAAAAACAAUUACACAAUUUAUUGGAAUCAAUGUAUAAAGAUACAAGAUAUAUUUCAAGAUCUAUUUCAGCACUGAGUUCAUAAAACGAAUUGAGACAUACCAAACUGGAUAUAACGCGGGCACAGUGAACCGCUUCAAUAAGCAUCUGCUAAACACAGACACACACACACACACACACACACACAGAGUCCGAUUCAGUCAAUUUUUUUUUUAAAAAAGCACGAAACUCCAUAUUUAAACUCUCAAAAUCAGCAGUAAUAAAAGCCCUGCACCAUGGAUAUGAACACAGAAAGCCACUCGUUCCUCACUGAGACUGCAGCACCCCCUAGCGUCACCAUGGGGGAAUCACACAACUACUUGUCAACCGGCGAACCCCGAACCGAACCUGAACCGGCCCAGCCCGCCUCAGAACCAGCCCAGCCCGCCUCAGAACCGACCCAGCCCUCCCCAGAACCAGCCCAGCCCGCCUCAGAACCGGCCCAGCCCGCCUCAGAACCGGCGCAGCCCUCCCCAGAACCAGCCCAGCCCGCCUCAGAACCGGCCCAGCCCGCCUCAGAACCACCCCAGCCUGCCUCAGAACCAUCCCAGCCUGCCUCAGAACCAUCCCAGCCCGCCUCAGAACUGACAACGCCUCAGCCGCACUGGGAGCCGGACGAAGCGACUGUGGUGUUCGUUGACGAGAAGCGGCAGGAGAACGGAAACGGCCUCCCCCCACCGGUCGCAAUCCGCCCUGCGGUGAGCAUCGGGGACCUGCACGCCACCCCCGACUCCAAGCGCCGGCACCUGAAGGAGCAGCACCACGGCCGCCGCUCUCGUGCCGGGAGCAAGUCCGGCUCCGUCUGCCACCUCCCGCACGUCGGGACCAACUCCCCACGGCCCAGCCUGUGUCGCCAGCACUCCAACGCUACCAACAGCGGGCUGGAAACCGGGGAGAAGCCACGGGAUUAUCUCAUCGCCUCCAUCCUGUCCUGCUUCUGCCCCAUGUGGCCGGUCAACAUCGUGGCGUUCGUCUACUCCGUCAUGUCUCGUAAUAGUUUUCAGCAGGGUGAUGUUGACGGGGCUCGGAGGCUGGGUAGUGUUGCGAAGCUCCUCAGCAUCGUGGCUCUAGUGGGGGGGAUUGUGAUCAUCGCAACCUCCUGCAUCAUCAACUGGGGCAUUAUGUCCUGAAUCGCUGGAUCACAUUGACCACAAGAAACACUCCCACCCCCCACCCCCAUAUCCCCUCCCCACCCCUCCCUACCUCACCCCCUUAAACAAGAGGUCUGCCAAUCACAUCAUCAACUCAACACACGCACACACACAUGCACACGCACACGCACGCACACACGCACACACAUGCACACACAUGCACACGCACACAUCACAAUGGAAUCACGAGGAGAGAGAGAGAGAGAGGGAGGAUACAACUUGAAUAAAUGACUAGAAGAAAAUGAAGGGAUGAAGAAAACAUCAAAAAAUGAAAAAACAAGUGGAAGAGGUGGAGUGAAAGAGGUGGUGACAAGAUGAUCAGGAAGGAGAGAAGGAAAAAAGAAAGAGAGAAAACACCACUUUGAAAAAAAGAAAGAAUGGAACAAAAAAAGAAAGAAUGAAAAAUGUGAGAGAAAAUAUUACUUUGAAUGGAAGAGAGAAAGAGCUCCCAUCUCCAUUAAUCUCAUUCUCUCAGAUGAAGAGGGACGGGACCCCAGGACACACACACAGAUAUUACCAGAUUGCUACGCAUGCUAAAGACUUUCAGACUAACGACAAACAAAGAAAAACAAAGAAAUAAAAUGACCACCCUGACCCUGACCCUGACCCUGACCCUGAGCCUGACCAACUAGUUGACUCUCAGUUUUAAUGAGCUUUUUGAUCGCACGGACGAAUGAUUGAUUACUGAUUACUGAUUAUUAGCUUUUUUUUACAACAAAGAAGAAAAACGGAGAGAGCGAGAGAGAGAGAGAGAGAGAGAGACAUGUUUACAAUUUUUACAAGCGACGGAUUCUCGCGAGAGAGAGAUUCAGUGUUUACAGUUUCAUGGAUCUGAUUAAUUUCAACUGUUUUAUUUCAGUGUUUUGAUACGUAGAGCGAUUCUAGAACCUUAGGAAGCGAUUUCACAAGCAUUUCGACUGGAGGUCUGUCUCAUUGUCUUCAAUACAGACCCUGCCGACUGCACCAGAUUACAGCUGCAACUCUCAUACAACUAGGAGAAUACAACUGUCUGUCUGUCUGUCUGUCUGUACUGCUAGCAAUGUAGUCUGCCAACUAUGCCCUCAAUCGAAGACACAGAGAAAGGCUUCUAGUGGAAACGUUUGCCAUUGAAUUUACACUGAAGACACUGAGAAAGACUUCUAGUGGAAACGUUUGCCAUUGAAUUUACACUGAAGACACUGAGAAAGACUUCUAGUGGAAACGUUUGCCAUUGAAUUUACACUGAAGACCCUGAGAAAGACUUCUAGUGGAAACGUUUGUCACAGAAUAUUUUUCUUUUGGUGUUGCUGCAUGUACUGCUGUCGAGUGUUUUGUAGUUACACAGGGUCUGAUGGGAACAAACUCGUUUAAAUAUAUAUAUAUAUAAAUUGAAGUGUUGUAAUGAGAAUAUGAUAUUGAACAGAUAUUGUGACUGGACUCAAAUGGGACCAAACGGAUUAUCAAAACCAGUUGGUUAUUUUUUGGGGGACUUGGGACAGUCAACAGACUGGAAAAAUGAGCCACCCUAACUGGGACGGACUUAAGGAAUUCCAGUCAAACCCAGUCCAAAUGAAGCCCCUAGUGUUUAAAAUUGUGUCAGGUAUAAAGAUUCACUGGACUUCUGAGAGAGAGAGAGAGAGAGAGAGAGAGAGAGAGAGAGAGAGAGAGAGGACCCCCUCCCGCAAAGAUCGAAUUGGAAAUUGAAUUUUAAAAAAAUCUAUAAAUCAAAUCUAUAAAGAAAAUUUCAAAAUCUACAGAAUAUAUCUGAUAUUGAUGCGAUCCAGCCCUCUGAAAUGUCUUUAUAAUAUACAGCACUAGACCCUGAUAUUGAUGCGAUCCAGCCCUCUGAAAUGUCUUUAUAAUAUACAGCACUAGACCCUGAUAUUGAUGAGAUACAGCCCUCUGAAAUGUCUUUAUAAUAUAUAGCACUAGACCCUCAUAUUGAUGAGAUACAGCCCUCUGAAAUGUCUUUAUAAUAUAUAGCACUAGACCCUGAUAUUGAUGCGAUCCAGCCAUCUGAAAUGUCUUUAUAAUAUAUAGCACCAGACCCUGAUAUUGAUGCGAUCCAGCCCUCUGAAAUGUCUUUAUAAUAUACAGCACUAGACCCUGAUAUUGAUGCGACACAGCCCUCUGAAAUGUCUUUAUAAUAUACAGCACUAGACCCUGAUUAUUCUGUGUAUCGUACAGCAAGCUGAGCUAACACUCUGUAGCUAAUGCAUAGUUCAGUAUUUCCAAGCACCAUUCAGUUUUCAUACGGGAACAAUAUUAGACACGUAAGUAACCGUUUACACUGACGCUUAGGCCUCUAAUACUUCAUUUCACCUUUUUUAAUGACAAUUGUAUUACAGUAUAUUGAGACAUGCUUGUUUACAGACCGUGUUAUAUUUUACUGCCAAAAAUGGGUCGGUUUACAAUUUUACAAAACUGUAAAAAAAAAAAAAAGAUUGUUAUUAUUAUUAUUAUUAUUAUUAUUAUUAUUAUUAUUAUUUAAGACAAAUGAAAUAAUAAAUGUCUUAUUAUAAAAUAAGACGUUUGAAAAUCUGUCUAUCUCUCAAUCUAUCUCAGUGUUGCAACGUUUGACACCAUUUUCAGUAAGUGCCUGUAUUAAAUAAUUAGUAAGUUUUAUUAGAAAAAAACGAAAACACUUUUCUCUGCUCGCCUCAGCAUUGCCUAAGUGAACUAUUUUCACUUACAAUACUUACAGGUUCACAAUCAGCUUAUAGCUUACGUCACGUCACGUGUGUCUUAUUAUCACUUUCCGCCCUAUUUAAAAUAAUAAUAAUAAUAAUAAUAAUAAUAAUAAUAAUAAUAAUAAUAAUAAUAAUAAUAAUAAUAAUAACAGACCCCUCUGGCUGUUUCAAAAUGGACUCGUCCGUAGCGCAGGCUUACUGAAUUGCCUGUGUGGAGCAAGCUAUAUUUAACAGACUAUAGGGGUCACUGUUUACAUAAUAAUAGUCAGUGUUGUGGCUUAUUGUAUAAUAAUACUAUAAGUGUUUUGUUUGUUUUUGUUUUUGAGGAUUGAAGUUUUCAAUACUGUUUACUAAAGAGGACACAACCAGGUUUGUCUCUUAUAAAAGUUUCCCACAGUAAAAGCAUAGUAAAGUGUAAUAACGCACAGUGAAAGCAUGGUAAAGCAUAGGGAAGCAUUGUAAAGCAGAGAGAGGUGUGGUAAAGCACAGGGAAGCAUUGUAAAGCAGAGAGAGGUGUGGUAAAGCAUAGGGAAGCAUUGUAAAGCACAGAGAGGUCUGGUAAAGCAUAGGGAAGCAUUGUAAAGCAGAGCGAGGUGUGGUAAACCAUAGGGAAGCAUUGUAAAGCAGAGAGAAGUGUGGUAAAGCAUAGGGAAGCAUUGUAAAGCACAGAGAGGUCUGGUAAAGCAUAGGGAAGCAUUGUAAAGCACAGAGAGGUCUGGUAAAACAUAGGGAAGCAUUGUAAAGCAGAGAGAGGUGUGGUAAAGCAUAGGGAAGCAUUGUAAAGCAUAGAGAGGUGUGGUAAAGCAUAGUGAAGCAUUGUAAAGCAGAGAGAGGUCUGGUAAAGCAUAGGGAAGCAUUGUAAAGCAUAGAGAGGUGUGGUAAAGCAUAGGGAAGCAUUGUAAAGCAUAGAGAGGUGUGGUAAAGCAUAGGGAAGCAUUGUAAAGCACAGAGAGGUGUGGUAAACCAUAGGGAAGCAUUGUAAAGCACAGGGAGGUGUGGUAAACCACGGUAACAUAAUGCAUGGUAGAAACAUGGGAAAACUGCAGAAUUACUGUUCAAAUAUACCGUGGGCAUUUCAUUCAUUAUUAUUAUUAUUAUUAGUAGUAGUAGUAGUAGUAGUAGUAGUAGUAGUAGUAGUAUCUUAACAGAGAAAAACAAACUGAAUUUGAGAACGGUUUUAAAAAACAAUUGCAAAGAUUGUUGUCUGUUUGUAAAUCAAAAGGAUUUUUUUUGUCAGGGGAAAGAGGGUCAAGGUUGGGAAGGCUGUCUUCUUUCGGGCAGUUUGGAGGAUGAAGUGAAUAAAAAGACACAUAGAAGGCUUGCGUUUUGGUUGUGGUCUUCAUGGGCAUUUAUUAAUCGGAAAUAAAACAACAGAUUAGGGUGUUGUUUUAAUGUUGUUGAUGAAAUGUUCUUUUAUCGAAAGACUAACGAAACGAAUUAUCGUCGCUUGCGGUUAAAUUGAAGGACCGGUAUCAUAUUUAUAUAUAUAUUUUUAAAAUAUAAUUCAUAUAACCCCUUUUUGCAUGUUUUGUAAACGGACGUGAAUGAAAACGGAGUUAUGUUGCAAGCUUAUGCACUUAAGAACUGUUAUUAUUAUCAUCAUCAUUACAAAUAUUAUUACUUUUGUAUUGUUGCCGAACGCGUGUUUGUGAUAUUUUAUUAAUUACAGCUUGUUAAUUACCUGUAUAUUGUACCUAUAACCCAUUAGUAUUAGGACACAGUUUAACACUAAUGAAUGUAAUUAAUGACAAUUAAAUAAAAUGGUACUGUAUCUUUCUUUUAUUUUAGAUUUCAAUUACAUUGUAACUGCACUUUGAGAUCACUAGACUAGACUGUAUUGAAUUACAUUGUAACUGCAGUUUGAGAUCACUAGACUGAACUGGAAUUACAUUGUAACUGCAGUUUGGGUUCACUAGACUGGACUGUAUUAUAAGGACAUUGUAACUGCAGUUUGAGAUCACUAGACUAGACUGUAUUGAAUCACAUUGUAACUGCAGUUUGAGAUCACUAGACUAGACUGUAUUGAAUUACAUUGUAACUGCAGUUUGAGAUCACUAGACUGAACUGGAAUUACAUUGUAACUGCAGUUUGGGAUCACUAGACUGGACUGUAUUAUAAGGACAUUGUAAAUGCAGUUUGAGAUCACUAGACUAGACUGUAUUGAAUUACAUUGUAACUGCAGUUUGAGAUCACUAGACUGAACUGGAAUUACAUUGUAACUGCAGUUUGGGAUCACUAGACUGGACUGUAUUAUAAGGACAUUGUAAAUGCAGUUUGAGAUCACUAGACUAGACUGUAUUGAAUCACAUUGUAACUGCAGUUUGAGAUCACUAGACUAGACUGUAUUGAAUUACAUUGUAACUGCAGUUUGAGAUCACUAGACUAGACUGGAAUUACAUUGUAACUGCAGUUUGGGAUCACUAGACUGGACUGUAUUAUAAGGACAUUGUAACUGCAGUUUGAGAUCACUAGACUAGACUGUAUUGAAUUACAUUGUAACUGCAGUUUGAGAUCACUAGACUAGACUGUAUUAUAAUUACAUUGUAACUGCAGUUUGGGAUCACUAGACUAGACUAGACUGUAUUGAAUUACAUUGUAACUGCAGUUUGAGAUCACUAGACUAGAUAGACUGUAUUGAAUUACAUUGUAACUGCAGUUUGAGAUCACUAGACUAGACUAGACUGUAUUAUUAUUACAUUGUAACUGCAGUUUGAGAUCACUAGACUAGACUGGGCUGGAAUUACAUUGUAACUGCAGUUUGAGAUCACUAGACUAGACUGGAAUUACAUUGUAACUGCAGUUUGAGAUCACUAGACUAGACUGUAUUAUAAGGACAUUGUAACUGCAGUUUGAGAUCACUAGACUAGACUGGAAUUACAUUUAACUGCAGUUUGAGAUCACUAGACUAGACUGUAUUGAAUUACAUUGUAACUGCAGUUUGAGAUCACUAGACUAGACUGGAAUUACAUUGUAACUGCAGUUUGGGAUCACUAGACUGGACUGUAUUAUAAGGACAUUGUAACUGCAGUUUGAGAUCACUAGACUAGACUGGAAUUACAUUGUAACUGCAGUUUGAGAUCACUAGACUAGACUGUAUUGAAUUACAUUGUAACUGCAGUUUGGGAUCACUAGACUAGACUAGACUGUAUUGAAUCACAUUGUAACUGCAGUUCACAAUUAAUAUAAUUACAUUCUGCAUCACUAAUUGUUAGCUUAUUUAUUUAUUUAUUAUAUUUUUUAUCUGCGUUUAACCAAGUUGAUACAGAAAUAAAUCUUUUUUUAAUGUAUUGGAGAUUGCUUGUAAAAAAAAAACAAAAAAAAUAUCAAAUAAAAAAAUAAAAUUAAAUUAAACAUUCCGGUAAUAUAAAAACUGGAAAAAAAGAAAAAAACAGAAAAGAGCAUGUUUGUGAAACAACAAAAAAAAAAGAAAAAAUACAGAAAAAAAAUAAUUAAAAAAAUGCACUUUUGAAAAUGAACACAAAAAAAUAAAUUGAAGGAGACACCAAACGGCUGUCAUAAUUUAAUUUGUUUAUUUUUUAAAUAUAUUUUGGAAGUUGGUUUUUCCCCUCACUCGUUGAUUUGAUAAAGUGAAUUGAUUUUGGAACAGAGUCUGUAAAAUCUGAUUGUGUUAAAAACUUUAUUUUAGGAAGAGAGAGAGAGAGAGAGAGAGAGAGAGAGAGAGAGAGAGAGAGAGAGAGAGAGAGAGAGAGAGAGAGAGAGAGAGAGAGAGAGAGAGAGAGAGAGAGAUUGAGAGAUUUUUGGUGAAUAAACAAGCAAAUUGUAUUAAAUUUAAAGCUUGACUCUUAAGAUUUUGUACAUUCUUUUGAAAAUAGAAACACAGUUGGGUUGGUUCACUAAAUCGGGGACAGCAGUUUAUUAGAUUUUAAAUUUAAACGUCAUGUUUAUAUUUUCUGUGUUUAAAAUAGUCAACGGUCAAAGGUGGGUGUUAGGGGUGAUUUUUACAGACUCUGAUCCUACGGGGAUUAUAUAAAAAAUAUUUUAAGAACCACUUUGUGGAUUAUUUAAAGUUCGCUAGACAUCAUUGAAGUGAGAGAAAUUACAGCUUUGAACCUCUCUCGCGGUCACUGCAUCCGCAGUACAUUCGAAUGUGCUUUUAAACAUCGAUCACAAUUGGAUUCUAUCAACUGCCAUUGCAUUGCAAUUUUACUGUAGCAAAAAAAAAAAGGAUAGCACUUUCCAUUAAGCGUCUCUAAUUACUGUGCAUUGCAUAUCAGUUACUUAGUGUGUGCUUACACAUCAUUACAACAGUGUUAUGCGUAGUUAAAAUGGACUUAAUGUGGAAAUAUUUUUGCAUGAUAUAACCCUAACCCUAACCCCCUAACCACGUAACCCCCAACCCUAACACCCAUCUUGCCCGUUUAGUUGUCAGCAGCUGAUUGAUCCCAGAAUCUCAUCAAGCAGCUUCUUGAAGGAUCCCAGGGUGUCAGAUUCAAUAACAUUACUGGGGAGUUGGUUCCAGACCCUCACAAUUCUCUGUGUAAAAAAGUGCCUCCUAUUUUCUGUUCUGAAUACCCCUUUAUCUAAUCUCCAUUUGUGACCCCUGGUCCUUGUUUCUUUUUUCAGGUCAAAGAAGUCACCUGGGUUGACAUUGUCUAUACCUUUUAGGAUUUUGAAUGUUUGAAUCAGAUCGCCACGUAGUCUUCUUUGUUCAAGACUGAAUAGAUUCAAUUCUUUUAGCCUGUCUGCAUAUGACAUGCCUUUUAAUCCCGGAAUAAUUCUGGUUGCUCUUCUUUGCACUCUUUCUAGAGCAGCAAUAUCCUUUUUGUAACAAGGUGACCAGAACUGAACACAAUAUUCUAGGUGAGGUCUUGUUAAUGCAUUGUAAAGUUUUAACAUUAUUCCCCUUGAUUUAAAUUCAACACUUCUCAAAAUAUAUCCGAGCAUCUUGUUGGCCUUUUUCAUAGCUUCCCCACAUUGUCUAGAUGAAGACACUUCUGGGUCAACAUAAACUCCUAGGUCUUUUUCAUAGUUCCUUCUUCAAUUUCACUAUCUCUCAUAUGAUAUUUAUAAUGCACAUUUUUAUUGCCCGCAUGCAAUACUUUACACUUUUCUCUAUUAAAUGUAAUUUGCCAUAUACAGUAUAUGGUGCAACAAGAUGUCCACAUGAAGUCCAUUGUAAUAUGCAUAAUAACAUUGUAAUGAUGUGUAAGCACACAGGGGACUUUCUUGACCUGAAAAAAGAAAUAAGGACCAGGGGUCACAAAUGGAGAUUAGAUAAAGGGGCAUUCAGAACAGAAAAUAGGAGGCACUUUUUUACACAGAGAAUUGUGAGGGUCUGGAACCAACUCCCCAGUAAUGUUGUUGAAGCUGACACCCUGGAAUCCUUCAAGAAGCUGCUUGAUGAGAUUCUGGGAUCAAUAAGCUACUAACAACCAAACGAGCAAGAUGGGCUGAAUGGCCUCCUCUCGUUUGUAAACUUUCUUCUUCUUCUUCUUCGUUUAUUUACUAAGUCACUUUGUAAAUACACAGUAAUUAGAGACUCAAUGGAAAGUGUUACCAACUUGAACUAUAUCAAUAUUUUUCUGAAGCAAAAUGAACGUCAUUUGCUUAAAAUGCUGUUGCUGUCUAAUUCCAUGAUCUUAGACUGUGACGUCGUGAUUCCCAGUGUUUAUCAAGAUGUUUCCAAUUCAAGGUGGGGUUACCAAGUUUCAAAUUCAAAGUUUUACUUUGAUGAAUUAUUAAAAAAAAAAAAAAAAAGAAAAUAGAAAAAUGCAAUCAGGUUUGUUUUAAAAUGAUUUUGUGUUUUCUUCGUUUGAUUUCACAGCGCGCACAGAGUGUUGCAUGUUUACAGAUGAAUACGUUAUUGCGAAUGGUCCAUGGAAUUUCUCAAUGUGUAUAAAAAAAUGAAAUAUAUGCAAAACUUCUUUUUUUUGUAACAAACGAGCAUGUAUUAAAAAAAAAACUACAAGAAAAAAUAAAAGAUACUGCAUGACCAAA